Messenger RNA from Leptidea sinapis, 1687 nucleotides. RefSeq lists its product as uncharacterized. The record is from RefSeq and is a predicted model, not a curated record. NCBI's taxonomy places the organism in Eukaryota, Metazoa, Arthropoda, Insecta, Lepidoptera, Pieridae. The transcript has 2 exons. Bases 146 to 1615 code for a protein of 489 amino acids.
GUUGAGUGUAGAAAUUUUUUCCAAGUUUUUGUUUAUGUUAGUUUCUUGACUUUCUAUUUUUUUCUAAUUAUGCUAUUAUCCUAUUAAUUUUCGUAGGACCCAUAGUAUUUUCAAUGAAUUUCACUACUUAAUUUACGAAGAGAAUAUGGGUACAAGCACCAUGGGUAGUGAUUUACAUUCAGAUAAACAAGACAAGCUUUUGAAGUUUCAAGCUCGAAAGAAAGAACUUGAGCAAAUGUUAGCUGUUAAAAAUGAAGAGCUUUAUAAACUGUGCGUGCAAGAAGUGCAAUUGACUGGAAUUAUGCCUCCAGAAGCCCCUCUGAGUCCAGAAGUUCCUCAGAGAGAAAGAUUGGGUAGCAUACGCAGCACGGAUAGAUCUACUGAUGGUACUGACGUUCAAGAUGGCUCUGACAGCUCUUCCAGGCGUGUUAGGUCUACAGUGGAUCGACAAGAUUCGGAACAAUUCAUGCGUAAGAAUAUUACACACAGGCUGUCAACUCCAUCCAUUUCCGGUAUGUCAACCAAGAAUAUCCAUCCUCGACAAAUUCGUCGACCGGAAACGAGCUGCUCAAACUUCUUCCCAUCUCCACCACAAGAGCGUCAUCCAGAGACAUUUUCUAUGCAUACAUCACAUACUUACCCCGCUUUAUCACAUCAUGAUCAUGAUGCUGACAGCAUUGAAAGUGAACUGCAACAAGGGCCUGUGUACCGGCACCAUACAAUAACAAGUGAAUAUACCAAUAAAAUUUACUAUAACAGUCCAAUUGAUACACACAAUGUGUCUAGGCUGAGGGAAACACACUUCAGUUCCAGUCACCCAGACAUAACAACCCAUUACACCCAUGGCACUGUAGCCCCACCACCAAUACCACCACAGCAUGCAAAUGGUAUGAGAAACACUCCUAUUUUAUAUCAGUAUGCUUCUCAGUUAAAGUCACAAAGUCAGCAUUUGGGUGCUUUAAAUCAUCAGCAGCAGAUUCAGUCAAAGCGGAGGCCAGAUGGUGUUCGGAGAAACACAUUACAGAGAACUCAGACAUAUCAUUUGACUUCACAUAGUGAUUAUAAUCACCAUUUAGAUAAUCUGGCCGUCCAGUACCGCCCACCUGCACCGAUGUAUGAACAUAGGUCCCAACCAGAUAUCCAAGAAAUGGACAGAGUUCAUAUACCCACGGAACGAAAUAUCCCUGUGCCGAAUACAUUACCACUGCGGGAACGAAAUUCUGUGAGAAAUCCACUGCACUUGCAACUACAAGUGUCAACUGACGACUAUUGUAUGGAUGAUAAAAGAUCAUAUCUUGAUCCACUUAGUCCAGUUAGUCAAAUGUCAGGUUUUUCACACGGUAACUUUGAUUCUGUUAGCAUGAACAAAUUUUCACCUGGCUCUCAGGAUAUGAAAGUGAAGGAAAAACAAUGGUAUGAAACAUCAUUAGAUUCUCCAACAAGAGAAGCUCCUGCAUUGAAGAAAAGUGUAAGCCUUAAAAGAACUCCAAGUUAUGGGAAGUCUCAGCCAUAUGAAGUAAUGGUCUCAACGGGCCGCCACUCUGCAAUGCAGAGUCCUCCUAGUCAGCCGAUUAGCCCUCAGGGGGUAAAUUGGCUUUUCAUCGGGACCAUCUGAAAACGUGCUCUGGAAAGGUCAAGACACAUAAAAUAAUGUUAAAAAUAUAUUAAACUUUUACGCAAUAACCUG